Molecule: messenger RNA, 2141 nt
Organism: Eutrema salsugineum
Lineage: Eukaryota; Viridiplantae; Streptophyta; Magnoliopsida; Brassicales; Brassicaceae
Exons: 5
Coding region: 147-1742 (531 amino acids)
Source: RefSeq, a predicted model, not a curated record
AGAAAAUCUGUUACCGUCUUACCAGACCGCCCAGCCUAUAAUCGUGGCGGCAUGCCUCUGAUCCGCGCCUAGACGACCGAUUAAUCGGCGGGCGAUUUUUCGAACACGGUUCCCACCUGCGUAGUGUUUGUUUCAAUGGGAAGGAAAUGACGACUUUCGCUGGACUGAUACGACGGCGUUUUGGCGCAUCGAUUCCGGCUCAACUGAACUACGGAUUCGUACCGUCGCGUCUUCUAUUCAACCCGAGUCAAGGAAGGAUUCGGUUGCUCAGCGGCGAGGCUGAGUCGGAUCGGGCUGAGUUUCCGGUGGAGAACGCCUACGAUAUCUUGAGUGUCUCCGAAUUCAGCUCAAUCGCAGAGAUCAAGGCAUCAUUUCGCAGACUCGCCAAGGAGACUCAUCCGGACCUGAUCGAUUCGAAGAAGGAUUCAUCUACUUCGAUACGUUUCGUUCAGAUUCUCGCUGCUUAUGAGAUUCUUUCAGAUUCUGAAAAGAGGGCACACUAUGAUAGAUAUCUGCUUUCCCGGAGAAUGAUAUUGACGAAACAUUCUAAAGAAGGGUAUAUGCUUUACAGGACUAAAAAAAGAUUGACAUUGAGUCAAGAGAUGGAAGUGGUUGAAUGGCUAAAGUGGUAUAGAGAAGCAAUACAUGAUAUAGUAAUGGAGAAGAGAGUAGCAAGCGGUACAGGCUACUUAGAUGAACUGGAAGAAGAUUUUUAUUCAGCAAUCCGGGCAGCAUACUUUGGGCCUGACAUAGACUCUGUGGAGCUUCUUCCUGAUUGUUUUGAAGCUGAGGAACGGUCUGUGUAUGAUACACGAGAAGUUUUGCACUUGGUAUCAGGACGGGAUCUUUUCGGCAUGGUCUGCUUGGUAGAUAACUUCCUUGAGCUGUCUCCUGCCUGCUCCAAGAAAUUGGCUUUGUCGUCGUUUAUGGAUUCAGACCUUGGUCAAGCUGUUGAGAAAGGCAAUUUUGACAUGAUAUCUGAUGAAAUAAUUGGUCUUCAGAUAUCUCAUAUACAAUCCUCAAGAAACAAAAACCAUGUUUCGGAUGCAUAUAAAGAUAUUCAGCUGCAUGUAUCUGGAAGAGUUGUUGCUACAGCCAUAAGGGUUCCCCCGAAAGGGUAUUUCGAAAAGAAACAAAAUGAGAGUGAUCACGAUCACAUACACGUUUUCCUCAAUUCAGAUGAAGGAUCUAAUUCUGCUACUGAAUCUUCUCCAAGAAAUGUAGGUGGAGCCAGACUUCUUGUUGGAACUGUAACUGGUCUUGGGACAAGUCCAGAUGAAGGUUCAUGUUACGUCUAUGAUGAGAAUGGUGCUAAGACUCAUGUGAUAAUGAAACAUAGAACAUUUCUGGUGAGACAUUUGCACUGGUACAGGAUUGGGGAAAAGGUUUCUGUUUGCGAGUGUAGAUGCAGUAGAGCAAAACUACCACCAAGCAAGUUUUGGUUGUUUGAGCCUCGUUGUGGCUUGCAUGAUGUUGGAGGUUGGUAUAUUGAAACUUUUGGAAAAGAUAAAAAGGGCCGGACAGUCCUUGCACAAAGAUUCUGGGAUGGAUUGGAAGUGGGCGCUACACUGGAUGGGAGACUGCACCCUGGUAUCUACUUGCUUACACUAGCUUAUCGAACUCUUGAUCUUGAAGAUGAAAGGAGAAGAAAACGGUCAAUAGUAAAAAUCUUCGAGGUAAAGCUAUCUGAAGCGUUGGAUUGGUGUAAGAAAUUGAUGAGGAGAAGGACCCUUAGAACUUAACGUGGCACUUUCCAAGUCAAGAUCCAAAGAUGAUGUGAUUUACAUGGAAACAAAGCCUACUAGGUUGUGGCGAACAAAAGCUUCUCCAAAGGUUGGUUGAAGGAUGCAAUCACAAGAUUUUUACACCUCAACUAAAAUAUUAGAUAACGUAGUGGGUUACACCUCUCCUGCAAUAAGACCAAUUGAGCCAAUCUCUGGAGUUUACACCGACGUUGCGGUGUUUUCCCAAAAGACGUUGUGCGAAUGGCUGAAACAGGAAGCAACAAGAGAUUUAAGUUGGGGAAACAUCUGUGCUAAGAAUUUGGUUUUGAUAGUGAUAAAAACAUAUGUGUUUUCAAAGUGACUCAUUAGACUUGUACAAAAUUUUAAAUCUAAUGAAACUACUAGACUCUUUCUCCA